This is a messenger RNA of Arabidopsis thaliana (thale cress), 762 nucleotides long. RefSeq names its product SAUR-like auxin-responsive protein family. The record is from RefSeq and is marked reviewed. Gene Ontology annotation, biological process: response to auxin. The transcript has a single exon. Lineage: Eukaryota; Viridiplantae; Streptophyta; Magnoliopsida; Brassicales; Brassicaceae. The coding region runs from base 167 to 538 and encodes 123 amino acids.
UAAGCACGAACAUCCUUUUCCCUCCACACACAUCAAAAUCCACAGUUUGGUCCAUAUAUUGCUAUAUAUAUAGAGAAGCAGUUAGGCAUUUAAUUAAGGUUGCAUACAGACAGAUACAUACGCAACGAAACUAUCAAAGCCGAAGUAACACACACACAAAAAUCAUAUGAAGAAACUAAAUUCUAAAGGGAUUAGACUCUCCGAAUUGAUGGAGAAAUGGAGAAGAAGGAAGAAAGGGCACUUCGCUGUGUACACGAACGAAGGGAAGAGAUUCGUUUUACCAUUGGAUUAUCUGAAUCAUCCGAUGUUACAGGUGCUAUUGCAAAUGGCUGAGGAUGAGUUUGGGACUACCAUUGAUGGUCCUUUAAAAGUUCCUUGCGAUGGAAGUUUAAUGGAUCACAUCAUCAUGCUUGUGAGAAGGAGCAUGUCCCAUGAUUAUGAUGAUGUGGAGAAGUCUUCCACGAGCAGCACCUGCAAGGGAGCUUCAAUCUCUUCUCUCUUUCGUGGACAGAGCCAGCUUCAGUCAUUAGUUUCCUAACCAUUUGGAGUAAUUGUUAACUUUUUUUGGAGAAGGGUUGUUCUAUUUUGUGUAUACCAACAUGAUCUUGUAAUAAAUUAAUUAUUGUAAUGUAUCAAUGAUACAGUAUCAUCAUUUGAUUUUGAGUCUUUUUUUGACGGUUAAAACAACGAUUUGGGACGAAGUUAUAGGCCCUGAAUGGAUGCUGAUUUUGGAUUCAGUUUUUGAAUUUAGAUUUUAGUUUA